AUGGCUUCUUUUGAAAUCAACGUAGACAUGAUACUUGAGAUUCUUUCUCAUUCUCAUGUCUCCGUGGUUGAAAAAUCUAGACUCUUGAACAAAGAGUUCAACAAGAGAACUUACAGCUCUUCUUUUCUCAAACAAAAACUCCAAAACACCAAUUCUGUUUCCGGUUACUUCAUUCAGUACAACAAGAGCUUAACUCCUCUAUCCACUUUUAUCAAAAAUGACGGAAUCAUUCCUCACGGGUCUGAGAUCUCUCUGGAUUUUCUACCACCAGGAAGAAUACACAUCAAAGCUUGUGACGCAAGUCAUGGGGUUUUAUGUGUGUUAAUGAUCUUCCGGUUAGAGGAAGACAUCCCAAGUACAUGGUCUGCAAACCAACAACGAAACAGUACCAGAUCAUACCGAGGCCAAAAACCCGGCAUUUCACAAUCGCACGGUUUGGUGGUGAUGAGAACUGAUCCUCUCCGGUAUAAAAUCAUAUCAGGCUCUCGCCUUCCAACGAACAGGAGGUACAACUUGAAUUUUACUCUCGUUUGUGAUGUUUUCGAUUCCGAUUCGUUUGCAUGGAAGCGACUAUCAAAGAACGUGGAACUACCGGCAGAAGAUAUGCCAGGUGUAAGAAUGUCUGAACCCGUUGCUGCUUACGAGUUCUUGCAUUGGUUAACGGCCAACAACAACGUGUUACGGUUUUGUCUGAAAACCGACACUUGGUCGUUUCUCGCGGUUCCUGAGCAUCUAGCGAGCGAGAAGUCUCUGAAACUGGCAAAUACGAAGGGAAGCUUGGGUUUUUCAGAUCAAGAUCGAAGGAAGGAGUGGAUUAUCAGGAGAUAUGGGUUUUAG
Messenger RNA from Microthlaspi erraticum, 837 nucleotides. The record is from the annotation of a GenBank genome assembly. NCBI's taxonomy places the organism in Eukaryota, Viridiplantae, Streptophyta, Magnoliopsida, Brassicales, Brassicaceae.